Messenger RNA from Mangifera indica (mango), 3318 nucleotides. RefSeq lists its product as uncharacterized. The transcript is spliced from 25 exons. NCBI's taxonomy places the organism in Eukaryota, Viridiplantae, Streptophyta, Magnoliopsida, Sapindales, Anacardiaceae. Bases 114 to 2924 code for a protein of 936 amino acids. The record is from RefSeq and is a predicted model, not a curated record.
AAAAAAAAAAUCCCCAUUCCUCGCAGUCGCAGUAAAAGAGAACAUCAUUUCAGGGUCGUCUGGCAGUGUUGCGUUCGCUGUGUGUUGUAUCUGGACUCAUUUUCAAAUACUCCAUGAAUCAUCGCAGACCCACUUUUUUCGUUUCUUUUUUGUUACUGUUCUUAGUAUCUGGGUCCUAUGGCUCUCAAUCUGGGAAUCGUAAAACUGGCAAGUCUUCGGUUUUCUCUUUGUUUAACCUUAAACAGAGGAGUAGGUUCUGGAGCGAGGGUGUUUUACAUGGUGAUUUCGAUGAUUUGGAAUCUUCCACCCUUGGAAAAAUGGGCGCUCUUAAUUUCAGCAGGGCAGGUAAUAUUGCAACUUACCUAAAACUUAUGGAAGUAGAUUCUAUGUACCAUCCUGUACCCGUGAAUUUCAUUUUCGUAGGAUUUGAAGGAAAAGGGAACCAAGAUUUUAAUCUUCACCCUGAUGAACUUGAACGCUGGUUCAUGAAUAUUGAUCACAUCUUCGAACAUACACGAGUUCCACAAAUUGGAGAAGCUCUCAGCCCAUUUUACAAAAUUAGUGUAGAUAAAGUGCAGCACCCUCACCUUCCCAUAAUUAGUCACAUAAAUUACAAUUUUUCUGUACAUGCCAUUCAAAUGGGUGAAAAGGUUACUUCUAUCUUUGAGCAUGCCAUAAAAGUUUUAGCCCGCAAAGAUGAUGUGUCUUCUAACAGGGAUGAUGCAGAUGCUCUUUGGCAAGUAGACGUUGAUAUGAUGGAGGUUAUUUUUACCAGCCUUGUUGGAUAUCUUCAGCUUGAAAAUGCAUAUAACAUUUUUGUUUUGAAUCCCAAGCUUGAAGCAAAAAGAGCUAAAUAUGGAUAUCGGAGAGGUUUAUCCGAAUCAGAAAUCACUUUUUUGAAAGAGAGUAAAAGUUUGCAAACAAAAAUUCUCCAGUCAGGGGCCAUUCCGGAUAGUGUUCUAGCACUCGAUAAGAUUAAGAGACCAUUGUAUGCAAAGCAUCCAAUGACAAAGUUUGCCUGGACAAUAGCUGAUGAUACGGACACGGCUGAAUGGUACAACCUUUGUCUGGAUGCACUUAAUAAUGUUGAGAAGUUGUAUCAAGGAAAGGACACUGCUGAUAUUAUUCAGAGCAAAGUUUUACAGUUAUUGAAAGGGAAGAAUGAAGAUAUGAAAUUUCUUGAGAAAAAAUUGAAAUCUGGGGACUUUAGUGGUCUUCAUGCAGAAUGCCUCACAGAUACAUGGAUUGGAAAGGACAGGUGGGCAUUUAUUGAUUUAACUGCUGGCCCUUUCGCAUGGGGGCCUGCUGUUGGUGGAGAAGGUGUUCGUACUGAACUUAGUUUACCGAAUGUGGGAAAGACCAUUGGUGCGGUUGCAGAAAUUUCAGAAGAAGAAGCUGAAGAUCGCUUGCAAGAUGCUAUCCAGGAGAAAUUUGCAGUAUUUGGUGAUAAAGAUCAUCAGGCAAUUGAUAUUCUUCUGGCAGAAAUUGAUAUUUAUGAGCUUUUUGCUUUCAAACACUGCAAGGGAAGGAAAGUUAAACUUGCUCUUUGUGAAGAGCUUGAUGAGAGAAUGCAAGAUUUGAAGAAUGAGCUUCAGGCUUUCAAAGGUGAAAAUUAUGAUGAAAAUCAUAAGAGGAAGGCUAUAGAAGCCUUAAGUCGGAUGGAAAACUGGAAUCUGUUCAGUGAUACUUAUGAGGAUUCUCAAAACUACACUGUUGCACGGGAUACUUUUCUUGCACAUUUAGGUGCUACACUGUGGGGAACUAUGAGACACAUUAUAUCGCCAUCAAUUGCAGAUGGUGCAUUCCACUACUAUGAAAAGAUAUCUUUUCAGUUGUUUUUCGUCACUCAGGAGAAAGUUAGCAAUGUCAAGCAAUUGCCUGUGGAUCUGAAGGCUGUUAUGGAGGGGCUUUCUUCUUUGUUGUUACCUUCACAGAGACCAACAUUUAGUCCUCACAUGUUAACACUUUCUGAGGAUCCUGCUUUAGCAAUGGCCUUUUCAGUGGCACGAAGAGCAGCAGCUGUUCCUCUGUUGCUUGUUAAUGGAACAUAUAGGAAAACUGUUCGAUCCUAUCUUGAUUCUUCCAUCCUUCAAUAUCAAUUGCAAAGGCUAAAUGAGCAUGGCUCCCUGAAAGGGGCUCAUGCUCAUAGCAGGUCCACGCUGGAGGUUCCAAUAUUCUGGUUCAUUCAUGGGGAUCCAUUAUUAGUUGACAAACAUUAUCAGGCCAAGGCACUUUCUGACAUGGUUAUUGUUGUCCAGUCAGAGGCUGCAUCAUGGGAAAGCCAUCUCCAGUGUAAUGGGCGAUCACUUCUAUGGGAUCUAAGAAUGCCUGUAAAAGCUGCAUUGGCUGCUGUUUCUGAACAUAUGGCUGGUUUGCUUCCCCUUCAUCUAGUCUACAGUCAUGCCCAUGAAACUGCAAUUGAGGACUGGAUUUGGUCAGUUGGAUGCAACCCGUUUUCCAUUACUUCUCAAGGCUGGCACAUAUCCCAGUUUCAAUCCGAUACUAUUGCUCGGAGUUAUAUCAUCACAACACUUGAUGAAUCAAUACAAGUGGUGAAUUCAGCUAUUCAUCUACUACUCAUGGAACGUACAUCGGAAAAAACCUAUAAAAUGUUUCAGUCUCAGGAGCGUGAGCUAGUGAACAAGUAUAAUUAUGUGGUUAGCUUGUGGAGAAGAAUUUCAUCUGUUUCUGGAGAGUUGCGGUAUGCAGAUGCCUUGAGACUACUAUAUACCUUGGAAGACGCAUCAAAACAGUUUUUCAAUCAAGUUAAUGCAACUAUAGCCCUUUUUCACCCAAUUCACUGCACAAAAGAGAGGAAAGUACAUGUGGUGUUUGAUGCAACAACAAUUCCUGCUUUUGUAGUUGUUCUGGGUAUUCUCUUUAUUGUGUUAAAGCCGAGACGAUCAAAGCCUAAGAUUAAUUGAGGCUAAUUGAGAUGAUGUAUGCGAAGUGUAGCAGUUGGUCAGCACAUGGCAUUUUGGAGAUAUCUGAGGUGAAUGUCAUCACAUUUUUAUGCCCAAUAGUCAGUCAUAUAGGUUAUACUUGAAUUGACUUGUGUUGUGUCGAAGGCGACAAAGCUUUAUUCACAUGAUUGUCAAUGAGCAGAGAGUUAAUAGGAAUUAGAUUUCAGUCACGACAACCAGGAUGAGAAGCGUGUGAAAACUGAAUACUGAUUUCGGUUUUGUGAUCAAGGAGAGCAGAGAGAUAUUUUAUAAUCUUUUGAUUAUCUCAACUAAUCACACCCUUCAUAACGACCAUUUGAUGGUCCACUGUUGUUAUUUAAAGUUGAUUUUUAUGUGAUAAAAAAAUAUUCUAAUA